Dracunculus medinensis (Guinea worm) is the source of this 747-nucleotide messenger RNA. The record is from the annotation of a GenBank genome assembly. NCBI's taxonomy places the organism in Eukaryota, Metazoa, Nematoda, Chromadorea, Rhabditida, Dracunculidae.
AUGAGUGGUCAUUUAGGAUGGCCUAAAAUUCCUUUCUUAAUCGGUGUGGCUGGUGGAACUGCUUCUGGAAAGUCAUCAGUAUGUACUCGUAUUAUCGAACGACUGGGGAUGGCGCAUAAACGACGAGUCGUUGCUAUAUCACAAGACUCAUUUUACAGGGAUUUAACCGAAGAAGAAUCGAAGCGAGCUGAUCGUGGAGAUUUCAACUUCGAUCAUCCCGAUGCUUUUGAACACAAAAAUAUGCUAAAUGUUUUAAAGAAAUUACUUCGUGGAGAAAGCGUUCGCAUUCCCAAUUAUGAUUUUCGUACGAAUUCGAAGAAAAGUGAUAGCAUUUUUGUGGAACCGGCAGAUGUCAUUCUUGUUGAAGGUAUCCUUAUAUUUUAUGAUCAGGAACUAAGAGAUUUAUUCGACAUGAAAUUGUUCGUUGAUGCUGAUUCGGAUGAUCGCUUGGCUCGGCGUGUUCAACGAGAUAUAAAGGAACGUGGUCGUUCUCUUGCUCAAGUUUUGCAUCAGUAUCUUUAUCUCGUUAAACCAGCUUUCGAGGAUUUUUGUCUACCCACAAAAAAGUAUGCUGAUAUUAUAAUUCCACGUGGUGCCGAUAACGAAGUUGCUAUUGAUCUUAUUUUGCACCACAUUCGUGAAAUUUUACGAUCACCUUUAUGUUCAUCGAACUCUUCACUAAAUGACAAUAACGAACAACAAAGUGAUCAAAGUGAUAUUCUACCAUUGUUUUCUCAUCUGCAUUAA